CCUCAAAGUUGCCCGAUGUGCAGCACCUUGGAAAAGGAGUCAAAUCAAAGCGAAGAUGAGCUUGGCGAUAAAUUGGACCAAGAAGAGCAUAAACUCUUGUGGUCUGAUUUCGUGUCGCGGAUUUCCAAUCCUACCGUUAACAGCGUUCAACUUCAUUGGUCUUUGUUAAAAAAUGCCUCGGUCUACAGUAUAGAUAAGUUCCAUAAAAGACUGGGCUGGUUACAGUUGGAUUGGACUUCCAGUUCACCCAUAACAGUUACAAAUCUGGAAGAAAACUUCGGAUAUCGACUACGUAUAAAAGCGCUGACAGUUUCGAAGGAUAGACACCGUUAUGAGCCUUUGGCUAUCUCGCCUGAAAUAGUUGCUUGCACGGCUGCAGCACUCCCAUCUACACACUGCCUAAGCCGAGCCAUAAGAAAGGGGCAGCAAUUCCUGGUUAAAAGAAUGCUGCGUCGACGCCCGAGCCUGAUGGAAUAUCCGGCUUCCAACGGAUUCCUGCCACUUGCCAAUGCCAUUGUUCAGGGCGAGAUGUGCAUCAUUGACUUGCUGCUCUCGGCCGGUUGCAGCGUCCACAUUGGAAAUCCGGGAAGCGGACGGACCCCGCUGCACCUGGCUUUUUACUACGGUCACCUGCCGUCCGCUCGCAUUCUGCUGAACAAGAAGGCCCGCCUGGAGGCGACGGACAGUAACGGCAUGACUCCCGCCCACUGCGCCGUUGACGCCAAUCAACUGGAAAUAGUCAAGUUCGCUCUCGAAGCGGGAGCGAAUGCGGAGGCCAGAGACAUCUGCGGCUGGACCCUUCUUAUGCGCGCAGUGGUUAUGGACGCUAGCAUGGAGCUCAUCAAAGUCCUGGUUACGCACGGCGCAGACUUGGCGGCUGUGGAUGGUGUUGGCAAAACUUGCGCCGACUUGGCGAAACUUUAUCACAGACAGGAGGCAAAGGAUUACUUUGACGAGGUGCAAAAGUUUAGGCUGCAGAAAUCAGUCGCGACCGCAGACGCAGUGACAAAGGCACAACUGCAAUAACGAGGGACACCAAAGAAGUUUGAAUUCAGUGGUGAAUUUAAAAGAAGGGAAGGACUCUGGCACGGUUCAUGAUUAAAGCCCACGAUUAAAGCAAUAACAACAUUAA
Molecule: messenger RNA, 1132 nt
Organism: Drosophila sechellia
Lineage: Eukaryota; Metazoa; Arthropoda; Insecta; Diptera; Drosophilidae
Gene: flip
Product: ankyrin repeat and SAM domain-containing protein flippy
Exons: 4
Coding region: 16-1026 (336 amino acids)
Molecular function (GO): protein binding
Source: RefSeq, a predicted model, not a curated record